CAUUUGACAGCAGCACACAUGAACAUCAGUGCUGCGGAGUAGGAGCUGACCUCCGGUGGACAUUAACGUCGUAUUAUCUGCGGGUCGGUGUUUUGUUUCGAACAGCGCAUGGAUAUGACAGGAUACGCCCCUGUCAUCUCUACUGACUGAUUACAAACGCGUAGGAGGACCUUGAAAGCUGGCGAGUUGUAGCGCUGGUUAGCUUGCGAGCUAACGGUAGCGAAGCAGCAGUGAGCGGCGGAGCCUGCUUCUGCUUUCUACCGUCAUAUGGCCAUCGAAGGUCGGAAGGACUAUCGCUGUUUGCCUGGUUAGUCGUUCAGCGUAAUUCAUUUGUCAUAUUAAUCUUCCCUUUUGCAGAUAAAACCUCGCUUGUUCGCCAUUUCCCAGGGGAAUUUACCCUUUCUUCAGUUGUCAGUGUUUAUAUUUAUUAUUUUACGAUAUUAACACUUAGAGUUUGCUAUCCCGUGUAGCUAGCUAUGCUAACGCCAGCUCAGUGAGGGCUCCAGCCGAGUCGAGGAAGGAAGAGUGUUGAUGUGGGCUGCGGGAGGCGGAGGACGGCUUUAGGUGCAGGAGAGCAGCAUUGUUAGCUUCGUCUCAUCCUUUCUUAAAACAGAACCCAAACUGUUCCUGGCAUUAAAAAAAUAUUCGGCCUAUUCGGUUUGUUAGGUGGCUAAAUGAAUAGUGUUAACACUACUACAUCGUGAGGCCACAGUGCCAGCUUCAAGCGGAGACGCUCUCUACACAUCAUCCAUCCGACGGACUGCAGCAACCACCCAGUUUGCUUGAAACAUGGCUUCGGCGGCCAGCAUCGCCGCAUCUAUUGCGAGCAAAACGAAGACGAAGAAGAAACACUUCGUCGCUCAGAAAGUGAAGCUCUUCCGUGCCAGCGACCCUCUGCUCAGCGUACUCAUGUGGGGAAUCAAUCACUCGAUAAACGAGUUGAGCCAUGUUCAGGUUCCUAUCAUGCUCAUGCCAGAUGACUUCAAGGCCUAUUCUAAGAUUAAAGUGGACAACCACCUCUUUAACAAGGAGAAUAUGCCGAGCCAUUUCAAAUUCAAGGAGUACUGCCCCCUCGUGUUCCGAAACCUCAGGGAGAGGUUCGGUAUUGACGAUCAGGAUUUCUCGAACUCUCUGACUCGCAGCGCUCCCUUGAACAGCGAGGCUCAGGGUCGCAGUGGGGCCCGCUUUCAUACCUCUUACGAUAAGCGCUAUGUCAUCAAAACCAUCAGCAGCGAGGAUGUGGCUGAGAUGCACAACAUUUUAAAGAAAUAUCAUCAGUUCAUUGUGGAGUGCCAUGGCAACACCCUACUGCCUCAGUUUCUGGGGAUGUACCGUCUCACAGUGGACGGAGACGAGACCUACAUGAUUGUUACUCGCAAUGUUUUCUCCCACCGCCUUUCUGUCUACAAAAAAUAUGAUCUAAAGGGUUCCACAGUGGCAAGAGAGGCCAGUGAUAAGGAGAAGCAGCCACCCCCACCAGAGGAUGUGCCCCCGCGGCAAAAAUCUGGUAACGUUCAGCAAAGGCUGCAAACACUGCGGAUUGCCACACGCUUUUACUGUGCCAUGAAACACGUAAGAGAUGCUAAGGAGCUGCCCACCUACAAGGACAAUGACUUCAUCAACGACGGGCAGAAGAUUUACAUCGAUGGGGAGAACAAAAAAAUGUUCCUGGAAAAGCUUAGGAAAGACGUGGAGUUCUUGGCCCAGUUGAAGCUCAUGGAUUACAGUCUGCUCGUGGGGAUCCAUGACGUCGAGCGAGCCGAGCAGGAGGAGGUGGAGACAGAGGACAUUGAAGCGGAGGAGGAGGGCGAGAGUGACGGGGGGGUCAUUGGGACACCCCCCGACAGUCCCAGCAACACCCUAGAUAGUACCAAGCCGCUGUCACCUGGAGAGUUUGAUCCCACCAUUGACGUCUACGCCAUCAAAAGCAACGACAGUGCUCCCAGAAAGGAGGUUUACUUUAUGGCUGUUAUCGACAUCCUGCAGCAUUAUGAUGCCAAAAAGAAAGCUGCUCAUGCCGCCAAAACAGUCAAACAUGGGGCAGGAGCAGAAAUCUCUACCGUGAACCCAGAGCAAUACUCCAAGAGAUUUUAUGAGUUCAUCACCGCCAUCCUGUCAUAGCCCCCCAGAACGACAAGAGCACCAAGGCACAUGGGAAAGAGAGGGAAGGUGGGAGGGAGUGCAGGAUGGGGAAGGAGAGAGGAAAGCAUGGACAGGGUGAGGGGGCGCUGGAGGCCGAAUUAAUAAGGUGUCCCUCUUCCCUCUGGUUAUUUGUAGUUGGUUUCUCUCUUUCAUUGGGGUGCCGUCUGUCUGCAGCUAAACAAAACAUUGUUUGUUUACAUUUAACCUCUCCUGUUGAAUUCUGUUUUCACAUGUAACUUUGGAUGAUGAGGUCGUUUUUAAGCAAGUGUCCAAAAGUCAUUCAAUUUGUCAGGCGUUCUUGUUUAUAGUUAUCGAUGUCGGCCUGUAGUUUUGUUUUUAAUAGUUAUUAAUAAUAUUAUUAAUAACCCCUCCCUUACUCCUCAAAAAAAAAAAAUCCAGCACCGGCUUUUUUGUUGUUGUUGUUGUCCUUUUUCAAUGUGAUAUUUGUUGUUUUCCUCAUUGUUCAGUGGGAGGCUGAAUUUCUAAAAGCCGCUCUGGCCGUGAAUGUUGAGCCUCGCCUGAUGCUUCGUUCCAGGGAGUAGAAAGCAGUCUUCCAAGAGGCCAACAACCAAACGUGCUCCCAAACAGCUGUUCACGCACCCAGCCAAACAAAGCUUCCUCACUCACCCCCACGUUUUUUUUUGUUUACAUUAUAUAACUAGACUAUAUAAUGCAUGUUUACUCCCCACUCUGUCUGUGAUUGUUUUUUUUUUUUUCCUUUGUGACAUACCGUGAUUUCUAAUGCAAAAGGGAAGACUGAAUCUCUACAAAUGAGAGGUAAAAAAGAUGUGUGCAGCUUCCUUUAUUGUCCUCUGGAAAUAGUUCACCAUUGUUGUGGGAGAUAGCAGUUUCUGUUCCUGCUGCCGAGAAUUGCCCAGAAGUCAUUAGUGACAGCUUUAAGAGCGAGUCACUGCUCAGUAGAGAAACAAACAUGUAUUUAAAGCAAAAAGGCCCCGUAAUUUUUUAUUUUUCACUUUGCCGACUGCACCUUAUGAGUGAAACCCAAACUGUUGCACUUUCAUUCUUCAUCAGGAUCUUUUAUUCUGUUACACGCGCAGCAGAAAGACAAACUGAGCUCGCUCAUCUCAGAACCGAAGCCUGAUCUCGGAUCCCGUCUUCCCCGACAUCACCCGUCUGCCCGUCUUUUACUCGGGUUGGUUUGGAAGAAUUUACUGCAAUAUUUAACGUGGAUGUAGAGGGGUUAAUUUUAUAUCUCUAAAUCAACCUUUCUAAUCCUGUUAGGGGCGCUCUGCGACGUCGCAGUAGUGCUGCACAAAAAGGCGGUUUACCUCUGACUUCGUAUCAGUGUUCAAAAAAUUGGGGAGGAAGGAGAUCAGGAGUAGCCGCGGAUUCAUUUUUCCCCUAACAGCAACAUUAUCUAACCUCGUUUUUGACUGGUGUGUGUAUGUGUUUUUCGUUUUGUUUUUCUUUGUCAUUGUUCUCACUGUUUUUUAUCUGUCUUUGUUUGUUUUUUUAAUCAUUGCUCUUUUUUUUAAUUAUUUUGUAUAUUUUGCACAAGAGGAAAGGAACCAAACGUUACAAAUACGACCCCAAUUAGUGGAAACGGUCUUAACAAGGGAAAUGCAAUAUACUCGUGUAAGUUAGUGAUUUGUGUGUGAGGUCGCGUUAUCACCAACUGAAACAGGUCAACUCGUUCUUUCUGACUCAUGCAAAAAGCUUCCAACGUCAUGUUUGUUUAAGUGUCAUAGAUUAUAUUGACGUUUCUAUUUUUUACAUUAGAUUUUAGUCUCUGAAAAUAGAGGGGAAAAAUGGAAAAACUCUGUGGAACAAGUAAUGGUGCUGCAGUAAUGAAGAAUGACUCUGUUUGAAUUUUUACAAGUUCUAAUACUUUAAAAAUAAUUUUUAAAAAAUGCAUGUCACAGUUUCCUUUCCUCUCUUUACUCUGUCGUUCGGUCUGUUCUGUAUGUGCCCCUCCACCUAAACCACGUUAAGUAGUCCCUUCUGUUGCAUAUUAAAUAGCUGUUUUCAUUGUAUACACUGUGCAAGAUGUGUGCCUUUAUACUCCAAAUUAUUUAAUUUUAUAUUUUGUAAUCUUUUUUUUAAACAAGUGUAAAGGAUUAUUUUAUUAACAGUGUGUUUACUUUGAUGUUUUUUUUUUUUUUUGUGCGUGUGCAACCUUCCCUCCAUUUGGCACCUGGUAGUAUACUUGUCACUCAGUCCAUGUAAUAAAACCGUUUAAUUGAUCCUUUUCUAACCAACAAGGUUAAAAAUGAAAAAAAAAAUGAAUAGUGAAUAUUUUAAUUUUGUGGGUUUCUUUGAAAUCUGUAAAUGUAAAUUGGUGUUUCCUUUCUGCUCAGGCUGAAAGAGAUAUCUCCUCACAUUUUUAUUAUUUUUGUUUUACCCCACGUCGGUUCAUGCUGGUCUUGCCUUUGUUAAAAGAGAGAGUGUGUGUGUGUGUGUGUGUGUGUGUGUGUGUGUGUGUGUGUGUGUGUGUGUGUGUGUGUGUGUGUGUGUGUGUGUGUGUGUGUGUGUGUGUGUGUGUGAGAGAGAGAGCAUUGUGAAAGUGUGCGUUUUAUCUCUUCUUCCACCAAACCCAGAUGCAGUCAUGGUAGAUUUUUGUUUAUUCAUUCCACAGUGAGAUGUUGGUGAUCAUCGUGCUCCAUCUCUGUAAAUGGUCUUUCACAUGCAAUAGAACAGUGUACAUGUCACGCGCCGCUUUGUUCCGUUUUCUCCCCCAAAGACGCUGCUGCUGCUGAAGCUGCGAGUCGACCCGCUGCCACUGCUUCACACGCCAAAAUCGCCUCUCAGCAGUCAGACCCCCAAUCCCUGUGAGCUUCAGAACAUUGUGUUUAGUAAAAUGCGUGUUAGUUGGGAUUAAAUGUUUUGUUUGUUUUUUUCCCCAUAUUAUUUCUUUUUCUUCUCUGUGGUAAAUGGAGUGAGAUGUGCAGUGCUCAUAUGUCUGUAACCGUAUCCAGGGGCGGUAGGGGGCGGGGCAUGAGGGAAACACAUGUAAAACGGCUCCAGGGCCGGGCAUCCUCUGCAGAUGUGGGACAGUUUUAUUAGGCUUUUAAGUUUUAAAAACUUACAAAGCUCUUUUGGUGGAAACUAUUUUUCUUUUUCACAGCGCUCUAAAUUGGCAUGCACCACCUGACCCUGCAGAGCGUGCUCCGGUCUCAGCAGCCUCUGAUGCUCUCUGACCCCGGGCGUUGCUUUAAGCAUUAUUUGUACGCGUCUGUGUGAGAGUAUGCAUGUCUGUGUUUUACAGUCUGCCGAGUGUUUCCUUUCAGUGGCAGACAGGACAAGAUGAAAUUGUGUUUAUUGUUUAUUCAUACAUGGUUACAUAACAAUUACACUCCAUUCCAUAAAGCAAUCACUCCAAAUAAUUAAAGCACUUGUUCUGCCUAA
Molecule: messenger RNA, 5508 nt
Organism: Poeciliopsis prolifica (blackstripe livebearer)
Lineage: Eukaryota; Metazoa; Chordata; Actinopteri; Cyprinodontiformes; Poeciliidae
Gene: pip4k2aa
Product: phosphatidylinositol-5-phosphate 4-kinase, type II, alpha a
Exons: 11
Coding region: 790-2121 (443 amino acids)
Biological process (GO): phosphatidylinositol metabolic process
Molecular function (GO): phosphatidylinositol kinase activity
Source: RefSeq, a predicted model, not a curated record